UACAAGCACUACGUCCUCGAGCCCAUCGACCUCGUCUACACCGGGGGUGUCCUCUGCUACGACUGGGUCGUCCUCCACGACUGGAUUGUCCUCUACCACAUCGGGGGCGUCCUCUACGUUGACGUCGUUCCGGACUACAUCGCCGUGUAUCAGCACUACCUCUACUGCACCGGGGGCGUCCUCUCCUACGACUGGGUCGUCUUCUACCACUGGGUCGUCUUCUACCACAUCGGGGGCGUCCUCUCCUGUGACUGGGUUGUCCUCUACCACUGGGUUGUCUUCUACCACGUCGGGGGCGUCUCCUACCACGUCGGGGACGUCUCCUGCACCGACGUAAAAAUGGUGGUGGUGGUGAUGCUCGUCAUUAUGUUCUACCAGUCUGAGUGGGGAAAGGCCAUUAAGCAACACAGUUUCACGGACCG
Molecule: messenger RNA, 422 nt
Organism: Symbiodinium natans
Lineage: Eukaryota; Dinophyceae; Suessiales; Symbiodiniaceae
Source: the annotation of a GenBank genome assembly